AAGUCGAGCGGCGAAUGCAUCGAAGUGGUUGAGUAUCUUGGUCUCCUCGUUGCAAGCUUUCUCAAGAUACCUGCAAGCACACGGGGCCCAAGUUAGAGCAGCUACAAUGACGGCGAGAGGCCCACGUCUUCGACGCUGAUUCGCCGAUGGAGUGUGAUGUUGCCGGUGAUCACAGCGUGAGGGCACUGUAGCCCAAUGCGUCGCCGUUGUGUCUUCGGCUAUGCAUGCUCUCCACUGCUCACUCGCUUGCUCUGAGCACUACGAGGUGAAGUCGAAUNUGGUUGUUGGGCGAGCGGCCCGCAUCAUCUGCCUCUCUACGUUUGGAGUGCGUCCCUUCGAAGUUCCUGAUAACGACGACUCUGACGGCAUGCAUGUGACGCCCGGCUGUGAUGUAUGCCGGGACUAUCACAUCAUUCCUGCAGGCUUUCGAAACACGUUCGCCAACAACAAUCGCAACGAAAAACAGUGCGAAG
Molecule: messenger RNA, 473 nt
Organism: Mixia osmundae IAM 14324
Lineage: Eukaryota; Fungi; Basidiomycota; Mixiomycetes; Mixiales; Mixiaceae
Exons: 1
Source: RefSeq, a predicted model, not a curated record